CCCUAGAAAGGAGCCACCAGGAGGCCAGCAGCAGCAAGGUCCGUACUGGAAUGGUGGCAACGGGGCGGGGGGAGGAACAUCCGACAAAAUGGACAAGUAUGAGAGAAUCAGCAAAAUCGGAGAAGGAUCAUACGGCGUUGUGUUCAAAUGCCGCAACCGAGAGACUUCACAACUUGUCGCCAUUAAGAAAUUUGUGGAGUCAGAGGAAGAUCCUUUGAUCAAGAAGAUCGCCAUGAGGGAAAUCAGAAUGUUAAAGCAAUUGAAGCACCCAAAUUUAGUCAACCUGAUAGAAGUGUUCAGACGCCGGAAGCGUUUACAUCUGGUGUUUGAGUACGUAGAUCACACCGUGCUGCACGAGCUGGAUCGUUAUCCUCGAGGGGUGCCCGAGAAAAUGGUUCAAAGAAUUAUUUACCAGACGUUAUUGGCCGUCAACUUCUGUCAUCAGCACAACACAAUCCACCGCGACGUGAAGCCGGAGAACAUCUUGAUAACGCGGAAUGGUCAGGUCAAGCUCUGCGACUUUGGCUUUGCGCGGGUGCUCACGGGUCCGGGCGGGGAGUACACAGACUACGUGGCGACACGCUGGUACCGAGCCCCGGAGCUCCUGGUGGGGGACACGCAGUAUGGCCCGCCCGUGGACGUCUGGGCCAUCGGCUGUGUGUUUGCCGAACUCCUCACAGGACAGGCGGUCUGGCCGGGCCGCUCUGAUGUGGACCAGCUCUACCUCAUUCGCAAAACGCUAGGUGACCUUAUACCUCGGCACCUCGAGAUCUUCUCCAACAACGCUUUCUUCAAGGGCAUGAAGAUUCCCGAACCAGACACUCAGGAACCGUUGGAAGAGAGGUAUCCGGGGAUGGGUGUGAACGCCAUGGACUUUUUACAGCCGCAGUUGCCAAACUUGGCUAUGAAUCCAUCCCCGUCUCCCGUCCCCAACCCCAAGUACCACCAAGCCAGUAAACCCAAGCCGCGGUUCGACCACCACUUACCAAACAUCUGACUUUUCGGCCAAGGGGUUCAGCGCUACGAUGGAAACUGAAGAUCUCCUGGCAGUGGCUGCCGCAAACUUUUUUCUCUCUCUCUCUCACGGUUUUUCCUUCAUUGUUUCCCUCACCACGGCUCUUGUCUGCGCCACUGUAGCUUGACGCUACAAGCUUCAAUAAUGUAGCUUGAUGCAGCGAGUUUCACCGCGUAUUUUAAAUCAUUGCUUCACCAUUUCUAGCCUCUAAGGCUAGGCUAAGAUAUGGUUGGAGUGUUGUUGGUAAUCCUACAGUCUAGUGGAGUUUACUGAAACCAAAUCUGGGUAGAGAAAGCCUUCAUAUUUUGUAUCCCACCGGUACCAGUCUUUCCUGAAGCGAAUUCUGAUACUGAUUUUUUUUAUAACCAAAAAGUUAUGAUGAAAACUGUCAUUUGAAGUACAAUGUAAAUUUCUGGUAAAUUCCUAAUCUUGUAUGUCACCCAUGCUAUCUACGAGAGUCAUUACUCGUGGUACCUGUGUGGUGUGUUACUUGUGCAGGAUGCUUAGUGCGUUACUGGUGAGUCAGUUACUUCUGACCUGUCAAACAGACUUGCACGUCAGUAUUUUAGAACUGAGGCCAUUGUGAGACUCACUUCUUCAACAGUAAGCCCUACAUUUUGGGGGCAUCUAGACUGUAGGAUUACCUGGUAGUGCGACACUAAAUGAUUGUGCACCUCAAUGUUCAGACAUGAUGGUGACUUCAACAGUUUGGUGUUGAUGGUGGACGUAGAAAGGAAUAGAUCAGAUAGCCUACUGGUUGUACAUCCACUGAUGCUUUGCUAGUUUAUUUGACUGUACACAACAAAUUGAUGUUCUGAUGUCGACUUAUUUUGUAUGUGAAGUUUGAUGGCUUUGCGUGUAAAGAGCUUUUUUUUUUCUUCUAGUUAGCAUCAGUGCCGAGGCAUGCGUGUCUCACCACACGCGCGUUGUGAGGGAAAGGUUGAUGGACCGACGGGCGGUGGGAAGGAAGGUGCCACGGCCUCUGUGUCAGUUAUCACAGUUUUAAUUUGUCUCAACUCAGCAGGAACCCUGGAGGCCAUUUUUCCCCCUUACAUGUGUCCGGUUUAUUUUUUAUUUUUAAAUUUUUUUUCUUUCGUCUUCUGUCGGAAAACUACAACACUCGGGGUGAGCAGUCCUCGAUUUUCAUCACAUUUCAAAUGUUACCAUCAACCUCACUUGUUAUUACCAUCAUCAUUAUUCUCAUCAUCCUCGUUAUUCUCAUCAUGGUCAUCAUUUGCAGUCCCAGCUCAAUUAUCAUGACUUUGUCUCUUCUGCCCUCAUACUUCUUUCUAUCACAUUUACUACAGACUGACAGACUGUUGAUUCCUGUCUCUAUGUUGGUGACUUACCUUCUCCUCCUCCUCUUCCUCUUCCUCUUUUCCUUCUACUCCUCCUCACACGCUGUACUCAUGCUCCAAGCCACCAUCUUACCUCAGUCGACCCUCUAUCUUCUCUCUGGAAUAGAAGUGUUCCAACUUUUAACUCUUUCACCCUCUGCUUGUUCUAUAUUGCCCCUGGUACAUACAUGAUUGUACCCCCCCCUCCACCCACCCAAUCUCUCUCCUCCAGUUCUGUACAUCAUUGAUCAUACUCAUAUUGUCAUCAUUAUUAUCAUCAGCAACACUUGCAACAACACGUUUGCUGUGUGCCAAUCCCACCCUCACUGUGUGCUGCACAGCCUGUGUUCAUGCAGUGUGGUUGUACUUUCUUCUUUUGUACAUUUCUUUUUCAUUUAUUGUUGGUUUUUGGGGGGGGUUUUACAUGAUAUGAACAAGAAGUUGGGAAAAAAAUGAACAAAUGAUGAUCAAAAUGAAAUUUGUGUCUCUGUAAGACCAUACCAUGUUUGGUCAACUGCAGUCUUUCUCAAAUUUUGUUGUUGUUGUUUUUUUUGUGUCUUAUCUGUUUUUAAUUGAAACUAGACAGCCAGUUCUAACUCUUAAAAUGCGUCAAGUGUGAUAGUGAAGGUCUUUCGAUGGUUCUCAUGAAAUUUCGCAGUGCUACAUUAGUUUCAUUUACCAUGGACCGUGGACUUUUAAGUCUUUUGAACUGCUUUAAUGAGGUACGUAGACUCAAACGAUACUUCCAUUCAUAUUUCUGAAACAUAUUGUCAUCAUGUUACUGUUAUGAUAUAACUAGACAAAGCUUCACCAAUACAUGCUCUUCGGUCUUAAUUAAUGCUUUACUUUUGUAAACAUUUUCCAUUUAUCUACGCUGAAUUGAAUAUAAAUCUACUACAUGCAGGCA
Aplysia californica (California sea hare) is the source of this 3259-nucleotide messenger RNA. RefSeq names its product cyclin-dependent kinase-like 1. Gene Ontology annotation, cellular component: nucleus. Gene Ontology annotation, molecular function: ATP binding; cyclin-dependent protein serine/threonine kinase activity. Gene Ontology annotation, biological process: protein phosphorylation. The record is from RefSeq and is a predicted model, not a curated record. NCBI's taxonomy places the organism in Eukaryota, Metazoa, Mollusca, Gastropoda, Aplysiida, Aplysiidae.